Messenger RNA from Olea europaea var. sylvestris, 1174 nucleotides. Its product is annotated as cytochrome c oxidase assembly protein COX11, mitochondrial-like. Gene Ontology annotation, molecular function: copper ion binding. The coding region runs from base 1 to 624 and encodes 207 amino acids. NCBI's taxonomy places the organism in Eukaryota, Viridiplantae, Streptophyta, Magnoliopsida, Lamiales, Oleaceae. The record is from RefSeq and is a predicted model, not a curated record. The transcript has 7 exons. Gene Ontology annotation, cellular component: mitochondrial inner membrane.
AUGAAGAUUGGUUUGAGAAGAGAGAUCUUUUUCUUAAUUUGGAAUUCUUCUAAUUUAGGGUGCUUGGGGGAUCGUUCCCAUUUGGGAGGGGAUAAUGAUCAAUUUAGGAUUUCAUCCGAUGUGUAUUAUACUAUCAAGUGGACGGAUAGAGUUGAGAUGAAUGAUAGGUAUGUUACCUCGUUUUGGAUGUAUAAUUGUAUUUCUAUGAUAUCUGACUUCAGAACGUCAAGUUUGGAUGACCUUUGGUAUUGUGAUUACAGGGAGAUUGUUGUCCAGUUCAAUGCUGAUGUGGCUGAUGGAAUGCCAUGGAAGUUUGUUCCAACACAGAGAGAGGUAAGAGUCAAGCCAGGAGAGAGCGCCCUUGCAUUUUACACUGCUGAAAAUCGAAGUUCAGCUCCCAUAACUGGUGUAUCUACUUAUAACGUUACUCCAAUGAAGGCUGCAGUUUACUUCAACAAAAUACAAUGCUUUUGUUUUGAAGAGCAGCGACUUCUUCCUGGAGAGCAGAUUGACAUGCCUGUCUUCUUUUAUAUAGACCCCGAGUUUGAUAAAGAUCCAAGAAUGGACGGUAUCAACAACUUGAUUCUGUCUUAUACAUUUUUCAAGGUUUCUGAAGAAAACUAACGCUGCUUAUGCUGAGUUUGAUAAAGAUCCAAGAAUGGACGGUAUCAACAACUUGAUUCUGUCUUAUACAUUUUUCAAGGUUUCUGAAGAAAACUAACGCUGCUUAUGCUGAGUUUGAUAAAGAUCCAAGAAUGGACGAUAUCAACAACUUGAUUCUGUUACAUUUUUCAAGGUUUAUGAAGAAAACUAACGCUGCUUAUGCUGAGUUUGAUAAAGAUCCAAGAAUGGACGAUAUCAACAACUUGAUUCUGUUACAUUUUUCAAGGUUUAUGAAGAAAACUAACGCUGCUUAUGCUGUCACAAAAUAUUUUCAGUGCGAAAUUAGAGUUUCUUCUGGACAUCUAAGGAUAUACAUUCUUUGAGUUUAGUAAGAGGGGGGAAUUUGAAGACUGUAAGAAGAUGUUAUGUGCUGUACUAUAUAAUUAAUGCUCCAAAUUCAAUAGAUUUCCAGUAGCAAAAGGGUUGCUGAGUCUGUGUUUAACUGAUGCCAAGUGAUUUGAGUAAAAGCUGAUGAACUGAGAGUAAUUAUUGUUUCUUUUCCCUUUGUCUA